Colletotrichum karsti is the source of this 690-nucleotide messenger RNA. RefSeq lists its product as uncharacterized. The transcript is spliced from 2 exons. NCBI's taxonomy places the organism in Eukaryota, Fungi, Ascomycota, Sordariomycetes, Glomerellales, Glomerellaceae. The record is from RefSeq and is a predicted model, not a curated record. Bases 1 to 690 code for a protein of 229 amino acids.
AUGAAGUCUUUGAAACUUGAAAGAGAAGUCCCAUUUCCAAGUUGGUCUUGGAUGGGAUGGCGGGGGGCUCUGACUCUCACCAUCGAAGACAAACAUGCCGACGCCGGUCUUGCAUCUGCGGUUGACAUCUACAUUCUGAGGAACCCCCCUUUACGCCUUCUGUUGGCUAGGAGGAUCUUCAUGGACUCACCGCGGCAAGUGACCUCUUCACCAGCACGCGGCUCCUCUGCCGUAUCGCUGGAAGAUCUCCGGAACAGCUACCCCAGGAUCAACCUUGAAGAAGUUCCUGAUGACCAACUGCUGCUUUUCUGGAGUGAAUCAACACGGCUCAGAGUCGCCAAACCAAUCAAAUCAACGUAUCACUGGCACGAAAGAGACGGCCCGCUUCACAAACACCGCGAAGAAUGUUAUCGCCAACAGCUGCUCGACCCCGAUGGAAACAUCGCGGGCCAAACCGGCCCCUGUCUGGGAAGCCAAGAUGCUGGCAAUCUCGAAGACAAGGAGUAUGAGUUCAUUGUAAUAGCGGAAAGAACAGCGCCUCCCGACUACGAGAAGCAGAGGAUCGCACUCCAAGUUGAGCGCAGGCCAGAUGGUGUGGCAUAUCGGGUCAACAUCGCUGAAAUCAGCCAGGAUGCCUGGGAGAAGGCCACGAAGAGUCACGGACUCAUUGCACUAGGCAGUGAGAUAUGA